Balaenoptera acutorostrata (minke whale) is the source of this 5198-nucleotide messenger RNA. RefSeq names its product ring finger and WD repeat domain 3 (gene RFWD3). Gene Ontology annotation, biological process: interstrand cross-link repair; double-strand break repair via homologous recombination; protein ubiquitination. Gene Ontology annotation, molecular function: ubiquitin protein ligase activity; protein binding. The record is from RefSeq and is a predicted model, not a curated record. Bases 117 to 2510 code for a protein of 797 amino acids. The transcript has 13 exons. Gene Ontology annotation, cellular component: site of double-strand break; nucleus. Lineage: Eukaryota; Metazoa; Chordata; Mammalia; Artiodactyla; Balaenopteridae.
CGGAUUGAGCUGCUCCGGAAGUGGGUGUUGGCGCCAGUCCGGCGAGAGGUUUCCUGAGGAGACGGCAGUUGCUGCGGCGGUCCCGCGAGUCUGACCGCGUCCUUCCGGCUUCAGUGAUGGCUCAUGAAGCAAUGAAAUAUGAUCUUCAGGUGCAGUUAGAUCAUGGUGCUGCACAACAGCCUGCUCCUCCUGAAGUGGUCAGUGGCCAAGGGGGACCACCCCUGCUCCAGCCUUCUCAUACUGAGGUGGUCAGCAGCCAGGAAGGACCACCCCUGUUUGAGCCUGCACCUGCUGCAGUGGUCAGCAGCCAAGGGGAACCACCCCUGCUCCAGCCCUCUCCUGAUGAAGUGGUCAGCAGCCAAGAGGGACUGCCCCUGCUUCAGCCUGCUCCACAGGUGUCCAUUGAUGUGACAGAGGAGCUCCCAGGAGAAGAGACUGUGGAGAACAUCAAUCCAGGAGUUUCAGAGGAACAUAGGCAGGAAUCUGGUGCUAACCACACUGCCCAAGUAUCUUCAUUGGAUUCAACGAACGGCUUCAUCAAUGGGCUGCGGAGACUUCAUGGCAUGCUGGAAAUCCUGAGACCAACUUUGGAACACAGGGUGGGGCCAGUGAGAACUAGGAGGAGGAGGAGGUCUGCUUCACAGAGGGCAAGAGCUGGAGGGUCUCACAGGACAAACAAUGCCAGGUUGAGAACACCGUUGGAUGCUUACUUUCAAGUGAGCAGGACGCAGCCUUAUUCGCCAGCCACCUCUUAUGAUUCAGAGACUAGGAAUCCUGUUUCUGAAGACUUGCAGGUAUCAGGUAGUUCUGACAGUGACAGCUCCACAGAGUAUGAAGAGGGAGUUGUCCAGGCAGAGGAACCUGGAGCUGUUGUUUUAGAAGAGCAACUAGGAGGUAACGACUUGGCAGAGCAACUAAGAGAUAUGUCAACAGAGCAAGAAGUUACAUGUAUCAGUGGAGGAGAGACUCUCCCCAAACAGCAGUCUCCCCAGAAGUCUAAUCCUCUUCUAGCUUCUGCUUCUGUGGAUGAGGAAGAAGUGGACACUUGCACAAUAUGUUUGGAACAGUGGACCAAUGCUGGGGAUCACCGGCUCUCGGCAUUGCGCUGUGGGCACCUCUUUGGGUAUAAGUGCAUUUCUAAGUGGCUGAAAGGACAGGCACGAAAAUGUCCUCAGUGCAACAAGAAAGCCAAGCACAGUGACAUCGUUGUCCUUUAUGCCCGAACCCUGAGAGCUUUGGACGCUAGUGAACAGGAGCUCAUGAAAAGUUCCUUAGAAGAGGAGCAGACGCUAAGGAAGAAGGCUGAGUUAGAAUCGGCACAGUGCCGGCUCCAGCUUCAAGUCCUCACUGAGGAAUGCAGUAAGCUUCACAGUCAUGUUCAGGACUUGAAAAAACUUAUUGUGCAGCAUCAGGGUCAGAUUUCACAGCUGACCGGGAGUUCCCAAGCACGUUUCCUAAGCAGCCUGCCCUCCAGCCAGAGCCGACACAAAUACCAUUUCCAGAAGACAUUCACAGUGUCUCAAACAGGAAACUGCCGAGUCAUGACAUACUGUGAUGCUCUGAGCUGCCUGGUAGUAUCACAGCCUUCUCCUCAGGCCUCCUUCCUUCCAGGCUUUGGUGUUAAGAUGUUGAGUACUGCCAACAUGAAAAGCAGUCAGUAUAUUCCCGUGCAUGGCAAACAGAUACGUGGACUGGCUUUCAGCGGUCGAUCCAAAGGCUUACUUCUCUCUGCUUCCCUGGACAACACUAUUAAACUGACCAGCCUGGAGACAAAUACUGUGGUCCAGACUUAUAAUACUGGACGUCCUGUCUGGAGCUGCUGCUGGUGUCUUGAUGAAAACAAUUACAUGUAUGCUGGAUUGGUCAACGGUUCAAUUCUGUUGUAUGACCUUCGAAACACAAGCUUUCAUAUCCAGGAGUUAGUACCUCAGAAAGCUAGAUGCCCGCUGGUAUCCCUGUCAUACAUACCCAGAGCUGCCUCGGCUGCAUUUCCAUAUGGUGGGGUGUUGGCUGGAAGCUUGGAGAAUGCUUCUUUUUGGGAGCUGAAAAUGGGCUUUACUCAUUGGCCUCACGUGCUGCCCAUGGAGCCUGGGGGCUGCAUAGACUUUCAGACAGAGAGCAGCACCCGGCACUGUCUUGUGACCUACAGGCCUGAUAAAAAUCACAGCACCUUACGAAGUGUACUCAUGGAGAUGUCCUAUAAGCUGGAUAAUGCUGGAGAGCCAAUCUGCUCCUGCCAUCCUGUACAAACAUUCCGUGGGGGACCCACUUGCAAACUACUGACCAAAAGUGCCAUUUUCCAAAAUCCAGAGAAUGAUGGCAGCAUCCUGGUGUGUACUGGGGAUGAAGUGUCAAAUUCUGCCCUGCUGUGGGAUGCUGGCAGUGGCUCAUUGCUGCAGGAACUGCAGGCUGAUCAGCCUGUCUUGGACAUCUGCCCAUUUCAGGUGAACCAUAACAGCUACUUGGCUACCUUAACGGAGAAGAUGGUCCACAUCCAUAGGUGGGAGUGACCAUGGUCUUGAAACUUGUCGGGCAUGCUGCUGGUUAAUGUUAAAUGUUGUUUGUUAGCACCUGGCAGCCCUGAGCAAGAUCUGUGCUUAUUGUCUGUGGCCUAGAACUUUUGGGAUUGUGGUUCCGUUGGGUUAGUAUGAUUCUAGGACUCCAGGUCAGCAAAGCACUACAGAUUGUGUAUUUUCAGUGUCCAUCAAAAGAGUCAGUGACUGGUACUCCAUCACAUUAUACAUUUCUUGGGGGUAAAAGCCUUCAUGAAUCUUCGUUGAGAAUCAAUAUUUUUGAUCAAACUUUCUGCCGUACCUCGGAGAGUAUCCUCCCAGAAGUCAUUUAGGAUAUGUGUGUGCACCAAGCAUUUCCAGAGGAUGUGACAUCCCACCAGAGUGGUCUUGUCACUUGAGCUAUAUGACUUGGGAAUGCGUAUGUUCCUGAAGGGACUAACCAUCUUCCUGAUGCUGCUUGGAUGCAGCCUGGAUGCAAAAGAAUCUUUAGUUGAACACAAGAGGGCACUGUAGAAUCUUCCAAAGGAUUUGAUCUAUUUCUGACCUUGCGGCCUGAUAACCUUUUAGUAACUUGGUCUCAUCCCUACAGAAGUGUGUGGUAGAGCACAUCUGGUCUGCUUUGUGGCAGGAACAGUAAUAUUCAGGUGUGCAGUGCUGGGAUAUUGGUAAACCCAGUGAUGGUGGUGGCUGAUGAGCUGUAGACCCUUCCCUAAUGCCGAGUGUACGGAGUUCGUCACAUUGUGGGAGUCAAGGAGAGAGACCAGUUGUUUGAGCAGUGAGGAAGACUCACUUUUUUUUCUAGCCAGCUUAGGAUCUCAGGAUUGGUUUUAUAUAAGCCAAUGCUUUGAAGGCCACUCUUUGUCCCUCUCACUAGGAAAAGAUGAGCCAUAUGUCAGAGCUCUUACUUGAGUCUUCUAGUAUGAGAGAUCAGGAGCAAGGGGCUAACCAAGAGAGGCUUACAAAAGAGAAGCUACUCAGACUGCUGUUGAAAGCAAAAGAAGGACUUGUGUUUUCCAUUUUGAAAGAGUCUCUCUCUGAAUAAAGUCAACCCCUUGGAGUGAGGAGCCAUUCUUGAGCGUGUUUAGAAUUCCCAGGUUAAAUCCUUCCCCCAGGUGAAACUGAUGUUUGAUUCCAAGUUCCUCUGAUUUGCCUCCCUUCCUAACUUUAAAAAAAAGUGUUGGGCUUCCCUGGUGGCGCAGUGGUUGAGAAUCUGCCUGCUAAUGCAGGGGACACGGGUUCGAGCCCUGGUCUGGGAAGAUCCCACAUGCCACGGAGCAGCUGGGCCCGUGAGCCACAAUUGCUGAGCCUGCGCGUCUGGAGCCUGUGCCCCGCGACGGGAGGGGCUGCGAUAGAGAAAGGCCCGCGCACCGCGAUGAAGAGCGGUCCCCGCACCGCGAUGAAGAGUGGCCCCCGCUUGCCGCAACUGGAGAAAGCCCUCGCACGAACCGAAGACCCAACACAGCCAAAAAUAAAUAAAUAAAUAAAUAAAUAAAUAAAUAAGAAAAUCCUUUUAAAAAAAAAAAAAAAGUGUUGUUAGUAAAACAGUUAUUCUCAGGAAGAUAAUAGUGGUUGGAGGCCUAUGUGGUUUGCAGGGAGAUGCCCACCAGCUUUCAUUUCAGCCCUGGAUUGUCCAACUUUGGGAGCUGCACUUUUCUCCAAUAGAGGGCUCACUUUAUAUCUGUUUGCUUUGCCAAAGGCUACUCUGCUAAACUGUUGUCCACAACAGAACAUAUCUCAAGGUGUGUGCUCCUUGUUUUUGGGAGCAGGAUGGCUAACAGUGUGAUUUUCUUAAAUAAUAGGAAUUUUAUUUUAUUUUAUGUAGAAGUUUUAUCAUUUUUAUUUUAAAACAGUUCUGACCGGUCAACUCCUGAACUGUUUCCAGCAUUUCUCACCAGCAAGGGGUUAUUGGCAGUAGAUUUCCCCAGAGUUCCACAUUCUAGUUGUGCUUUUAAAGAGUGGCCUCCUAUUUAAGGACAUCUUUCAAAAAGCCAGUUUCCAGAGCCUGGGAAAGAGCCCCCUUUUCUAGAGGAGGUGUUCCUUUUGAUAUGUUGAUGAUUAAGAAUGACUGCCAGGUCUAGAGCUUCAGUGGCAGAGAAGGAUUUGAAUGAAAAAGCAGAGCUCAUCUGGUUUCAGCCAAUUAUAACAGAGAGGAUGCAAGUGGUCAGGCCCUGGCUGCCUCUGUCUUUGGCAGGGGCAGAACCCAGGGCAGGGUUAGGAUUUGACUAAUGUUGAAGUACACUCAGCUGAUGCUGAUUAAUCCCCCCAAGUGUAGGAACCAAGGGACUUGUAUUACUAGGGAAGUUGGAAGAAUCUCAUGUCUUACCAAUCCUUGCAUUCCUCUAGUAAAUUUAGAUGUUUUAGAAGCAAAUUCUUGGGACUGUGACUGAUUUCUCCAAAGGAAAAAAACUUUGCCCCUGCCCCCGCUCUCCUCUGCCUGGCAGGAGAGAUUACCUCUGUAGACCCAGACUCUGCCCCACCAUGUUCCCUCACCCCUGGCUCUAAGUUUGUUUUCCCAUUUGAGGGUUUGGAGUUAAGCAGACUCAAAAAUAUUUUCUUGUUGUAUAUAUCCUUAUACCUGCUUUGAAAACCGGACAGUGGGAUCUCUGUUCAUGUUCUGUGUUUUAAUGUUUGUGUUUUAUGUUUUAAUGUUAAUAUGAAAAUAAAGCAUUUACCAUGUGUACCUGC